Molecule: messenger RNA, 1548 nt
Organism: Danaus chrysippus (African queen)
Lineage: Eukaryota; Metazoa; Arthropoda; Insecta; Lepidoptera; Nymphalidae
Source: the annotation of a GenBank genome assembly
AUGGAUGACACCAUGUCGACCCUAACGAAAAUGACCCGCACGGUUAAGAAACUUGAAGUGCCUAGACCCUUGAAAUCAACCACCAGUUCCGCUCAUAAUCGCAACUCAGUAUUGGAUGUAAAAAUUAAUUCUGUUGAUGACCUAAUUGUUUUGACGGAAGCCGUGGCUUAUCAAAUGAUGCAAGGAAAUUUUGACCGUGCUCUUCAAAGUAAUGUUGCCACAAUGUACUCUAAUCUCAAGCUUUAUGGGGCUCAGCUCGAAGCGCUGUAUAAGGAUUUUCUUGACAGAUAUUUUGUUGUUUUCCGUAAUGGAUCUCAAGAUGAACGCCUCGAUAAGAAAACUCGUCUCCAUUUACUGGAACUAAUAGAGUUGCGCGCUAAACACUGGCAGGGUUCAGACUACAUGAGUCAGUAUUAUAGACAUCGUGGGACACAUGCGGAGCCGCUGCUGGUGCCCACUAUGGAGGGGUCAGGGUCUGGAGGCGCGGCGUCCCCUACGCUGGCUGCGCCCGCCGAGCCGCCCACACUGCUGGCCCCCGGCGAACUCAUCAAACCAUCGGGCAAGUUCCCCAAGCCAACCAAGAUCCCCGGCAAGAACUACUCCAAGGAUGAGGUCGUCAUUCGCAAUGCUGACUCUGGAAAAGUGAUGGGUAUCAAGGGCAGGCGUGUGCACAUGAUUGAGGAGCUAAGUGAUACCAUUAUAUCAUUUCAGAGAGUGAGUCCCGGGGCGAAAGAGCGUCUGGUGCAAAUCACUGGGCCGAAUGAGGAGAAUGUUAAUCAUGCAAAGCACCUGAUAGGCGACACCAUCCGUCGCAACGCGUCUCCUGUCCGGCUCGAGGGUACUCUGGAAAAUAGAGCUCCUUCCCGCGCUUCUAUAGACUCUAACGGAUCAGACGACGCGCGACCCAGGGAGAAGUCCCCUCACAAUGGCAACAGAACUCUACUCCAUAGCUUCUCAACGAAUGACGCGGCUUUGGGAGAAUACAAAUAUACCGUCACGUUUGGUCAACAUUCCAUCAAAAUCACCGGGAACAAUCUGGAUCUGGUCAAGACGGCAAAGCUGGUGUUGGACGAGUAUUUCGAGAGUGCGGGUGCGUUGGAGGCGAUGGGGCUCGGGUCGGGGGACUUCUUCACUCUGUCCCAGAGACCGGCCGCCGCGCUGCUGCUGAGAGAUGACGCGGCGCUCAACGGGGCCGACGAUGACGUGUUCGAUACGGACCCAAGGACCGAAGAAGCCACUGUGGACGAGAGCGAGGCCGUGCCACGUCGCCCGCGUUUCUCGCGCGCCACCUCUACAGACAAGGGCGCAGGAGGGGGCGCUCGGCAGACGUACUCGUACGAGACGCUGGUGCAGUACGCGGACUCGCCGCUCAGCAAGCUGCCGCCGGCCGGGCUGGCCGCCUUCCCGCCCGAGCUGGCGCGCAAGGUAACGCUGUCGGGCCCGCGCCGCGCGCCGCCUCCCGCGCCGCAGCCCGCGCCCUGCCGCCUCUGGCCGCCGCUGCACCACCCCAACUACUUGGCGGCUCUCCUCUGCCGCAACUUCUACUAG